This is a messenger RNA of Pterocles gutturalis (yellow-throated sandgrouse), 303 nucleotides long. RefSeq names its product protein diaphanous homolog 2-like. Gene Ontology annotation, biological process: actin filament polymerization; actin cytoskeleton organization. Gene Ontology annotation, molecular function: microtubule binding; actin binding; small GTPase binding. Gene Ontology annotation, cellular component: cytoplasm; actin filament. The record is from RefSeq and is a predicted model, not a curated record. Lineage: Eukaryota; Metazoa; Chordata; Aves; Pterocliformes; Pteroclidae. The transcript is spliced from 3 exons. The annotation marks the transcript as partial.
CGUGAUAGAAUAACAAGCUUCAGAAAAUCAGCAGUGAAAAAGGAGAAACCUCUCAUUCAGCAUCCUAUCGACUCUCAACCUUCUAUAAGUGAAAUCCCACUUGCCCAGGCACUUGUUGAUGAGCGCUGUAUGAAUUUAUCAGAAAAAGAAGUUAUGGAUCUCUUUGAAAAAAUGAUGGAAGACAUGAAUCUCAAUGAAGAACGUAAAGCUCCUUUGAGAGAUAAAGACUUGACCACAAAACGUGAGAUGGUUGUCCAGUACAUUUCUGCAACUGCCAAAUCUAUAGUCGGAAGUAAAGUUCCG